UAUACUCGGGCCCGCGCUGGCUCAUCCACGAUGGCGUCUCGAGACCCUCGCCCGUCGAAUGACACGGAUCGAAACGAUGAAGAGUCGACCCUUCUGACCGGAGAACGGGUUAGCCGUAACAUCGACGAUGAUUCCCGUCGUGGCCCUCAUUUUUGGCGUCAGGUCGGGCUGUUCACCUGGGCUCUCGUUGCUACCGCCGCCGUCAUUGUCUUAGCGAUCGUUUACCAGCAUGAUCACUCGGUCGCCAAAGACCCCCAUAGAGCCAGACAUGCCGGGAAGAGGAACAUGAUAUUCAUGGUGUCAGAUGGAAUGGGGCCUACCAGUUUAUCUAUGACUCGAUCGUUCAGACAAUACGUUGACAAGCUCCCUAUCGAUAACACCCUUACUCUGGACAAACACCACAUCGGGUCUUCGAGAACGAGGUCCUCCAGCAGCCUGGUGACCGACUCGGCUGCCGGUGCUACCGCUUUUGCAUGUGCAAAGAAGAGUUAUAACGGUGCUAUUUCGGUUCUUCCCGACCACAGCCCUUGUGGAACAGUCCUGGAGGCCGCAAAGGCUGCCGGUUAUAUGACGGGCCUGGUUGUUACUACACGAAUCACAGAUGCCACCCCAGCUUGCUUCUCUUCACACGUAAACAUCCGUGGCUAUGAAGAUUUGAUUGCCGAGCACCAGCUUGGUGAAUAUCCUCUUGGUGUGCAAGUCGAUCUUCUCAUGGGAGGAGGUAGAUGCCACUUCCUACCCAACUCCACCUCUGGAUCUUGCCGUGCAGACGAUAAGGAUUUGAUCAAGCUUGCCAAGUCCAAGGGUUUCCACUACUUUGACGACCGCAAAGGAUUCGAUGCCCUGGAGGAGGGCAAAGCCGCGAAACUACCAUUGCUUGGACUUGUGGCUCCUACUGAUAUCCCGUAUGAAAUCGACCGUCGUUUCCGUAAUAAGGAGUUCCCAUCCUUGGAGGAGAUGACUCGGACCGCACUUAGAACAUUGAGCGAUGCAACUAAGAAUAGCGAGCAUGGCUUCUUCAUCAUGAUUGAAGGUUCGCGAAUUGACCACGCCGGCCACGGUAACGACCCGGCUGCCCAGGUCCACGAAGUUUUGGCAUACGAUAAAGCAUUUGCUGCUGUUCUGGAAUUCCUUGAAAAAGACUCUACCCCUGGUGUUCUUGUCAGUACAUCCGACCAUGAAACUGGCGGUUUGGCCGCCGCAAGACAGCUCCAUGAGACCUACCCCGACUACCUCUGGCUACCCGAUGCGCUUGCAAAUGCCACCCAUUCCUCUGAGUAUCUUGAACCCAAACUGAAUGCCUACCUUCAGGGACAAGGCCACGACCAAUCCCAAUCUAAGAAACGUUCAUACAUUCGUGAAGAGCUCAUUAAACCUAGUCUCGGCAUUUUCGAUACAACUGAUGCCGAGAUUGAUCGCCUUAUUGAUAACACAGGUAACCCAGCCGCAUAUCUCUUUGCCGAUCUUAUCAGUCGCAGAGCUCAAAUUGGCUGGAGUACCCACGGCCACUCAGCUGCUGAUGUUAGCAUCUUUGCCUCGUCUCCUCACGAUGCUCUUCCAUUGGUCGGUAACCAUGAAAACACGGAAGUAGGAGAAUUCAUCGCCUCUUAUCUCAGUCUAGACCUAGACGCAAUCACCCAGAAAUUGAAGGGUGUGAAGACCAAACCCUCUACUACCAGUGAAGGUUCUACCCCUGAUUACUCGUGGAUGGGUAAGCCACUCAAUGAUAUGGUUGUUGAUGAGCUAGAUACCUACCACGGUGAUUUUAAGCGCCGCCUAAGAAGGCGAGGUCCUGAUGAACUCGCUCAUGAAAAACGAUCCAACUGUGGAUGUGAAAACCACUAA
Molecule: messenger RNA, 1845 nt
Organism: Microsporum canis CBS 113480
Lineage: Eukaryota; Fungi; Ascomycota; Eurotiomycetes; Onygenales; Arthrodermataceae
Product: alkaline phosphatase
Exons: 1
Coding region: 31-1845 (604 amino acids)
Biological process (GO): dephosphorylation
Cellular component (GO): fungal-type vacuole membrane
Molecular function (GO): alkaline phosphatase activity
Source: RefSeq, a predicted model, not a curated record